AUGUUUCGGCAAAGAUAUAUUGUCUUUUUGGCUCUUGCUGUUGUUGUUAUUGUUGUCAAGGCAGAGAGUCCUUCCUUACAGGGAAUUCUUAUCAAUGGGCAAUUUUCAGGUCCUGAUAUCUACUCUGUUACCAAUGACAAUCUCAUUACUAAUGUCUACAACAACUUGGAUGAACCUUUUCUUUUAUCAUGGUUGCAACAAAUGAGAAACUCGUACCAAGAUGGGGUGUAUGAAACUACAUGUCCGAUCCUACUAGGCAAGAAUUUUACUUACGUUUUACAGGUGAAGGAUCAAAUAGGUAGCUUUUUCUAUUUCCCUUCUCUUGCUUUCCACAAAGCAUCCGGCGGUAUUAGGAUCCUUAGUAGACCGAGAAUUCUGGUGCCUUUUCCCGUCCCUACUGGCAUUUUCACCCUUCUUAUUGGAGAUUGGUUCAACCAUGACCACUGCUUACCAUUAUUGCAGCAAUUGAAAGCUAUGCUAGAUGGUGGUCAUAAGCUUCCUUCCCUUGAUGAUAUUCUAAUCAAUGGUCAUGGAUCUAAUGAUGCUUCCUUCACAGUUGAACAAGCGCCCAAUGACAAACAUGAUCUACAGGGUCAGGCGGCGUCAUCAGUGGGACCGGCGGUUGCAGUGCUAAUCCCUCCAGGCGGAUCUUCGAGGUUUAGGAUAUCCAACGUUGGGCUUCAAAAUUCAUUAAAUAUCAGAAUUCAGGGUCACAAAAUGAAGCUGGUGGAAGUAGAAGGAACCCACACUGUUCAAACAAUCUAUGAAUCACUUGAUGUCCUUGUCGACCAGUCUUAUUCUGUGCUUGUUACCAUGGAUCAAGCUGCCCAGGAUUUCUACAUUGUGGCCUCGACUCGGUUCACCGACAAGAUCAUUUCCACCACUGCCAUUCUUCAUUACAGUAACUCAAACAAACCAGUUUCAGUACCAAUUCCUGGUGGACCAACUGACCGAAUAGAUUGGUCUCUUAACCAGGUUCGAUCCAUCAGGACAAAUUUGUCUGCAAGUGGACCAAGGCCGAAUCUACAGGGCUCGUACAACUAUGGUCUCGUUAACAUUACUAGAACAAUCAAGCUAGUGAGCACAGCUGCUCAAGUAAAUGGGAAGCAAAGAUAUGGUGUUAACAGUGUGUAUUUUCUUCCAGCUGAUACACCUCUGAAACUAGCUGACUACUUCAAGAUCGGAGGUGUUUUUCGAGUCUGA
Hibiscus syriacus is the source of this 1203-nucleotide messenger RNA. RefSeq names its product L-ascorbate oxidase homolog. Gene Ontology annotation, molecular function: copper ion binding; oxidoreductase activity. Lineage: Eukaryota; Viridiplantae; Streptophyta; Magnoliopsida; Malvales; Malvaceae. The coding region runs from base 1 to 1203 and encodes 400 amino acids. The transcript is spliced from 7 exons. The record is from RefSeq and is a predicted model, not a curated record.